AUGAAUCAUCCAAAACUACCAUCAACAGUAAUGCAUGAUCUUAUCAAUGUCAAUUUGAUUUGCAAAGAUCGAUUGAAAGUUAGCUAUGUCCUCAAAGAUUAUUUAUGCAUAAAUGAACAAAUUUUUGCGACCAUAUUAAGAUCAUUAUCUCAUCUUAAUUUGAAAAAUUUAUUCAAUGAUUGUAUAAAAGAUAGUAUACAAUAUGUUCAAGAAGAAAAUCAUAUCAUUGAAAAAACUCAUCGAAACUUACGUAAUUUUCAUUUCGUCAAACAACAAGUUCAAUCGUAUCGCCGUGUAUAUGAAUUAGAAAUAACUUUGGGCUCUCGUAUAUUAGAAAUAAUAAAUGAAUCAAAAAUACCCAAAAAACUGGCAAUACAAUUUAUUUAUCAUCCAUGUGUAACAUCUAGUGAGACAUAUCUAAUGGCGUUCGAUUUAGAUAUAAUUCAAAUUUGUUUUAAUGGUGAAAAGGUAUUAUCUACAUGGGCGUGUAUUCGUGCAUUAAAUACAGGCGCAUUUAUUUGUUAUAAUCUUACAAAUGAUCUAGUAACACUUGGUCGCAGUGCAGUUCGUAUUGGCAAAUACUAUCAAAGAAACUUCAAACUAUUAUAUCCUCAUCAAUUUCAAAUCGACAAUUUUUUUAUCUCUAACGUUAUAUCAAUUACGACACAUGCAACAUCCUGA
This is a messenger RNA of Rotaria socialis, 681 nucleotides long. The record is from the annotation of a GenBank genome assembly. NCBI's taxonomy places the organism in Eukaryota, Metazoa, Rotifera, Eurotatoria, Philodinida, Philodinidae.